Molecule: messenger RNA, 408 nt
Organism: Acytostelium subglobosum LB1
Lineage: Eukaryota; Evosea; Eumycetozoa; Acytosteliales; Acytosteliaceae
Exons: 2
Source: RefSeq, a predicted model, not a curated record
CCAUCAAAAGAAUCGUUCGUGUUUUGUUUCUGUUUCAUUUUACAAACAACGAUGGAAGACGAGUUUGAUCAGAUAAUCAAUGUCGAGCAAGACACAUACGAAGAUGCAAAGAGUCAGGGUGUUGUAGAUGGACAGAAGCUUGGAUAUGUUGAGGGAUAUCAACUAGGCUUCCAACAAGGUACUGAACUCGGACAGGAGGUUGGCUACUAUCACAGCUGUGUUACAAUGUGGAACAACCUCAGAGGACUAGCAAGCUUGGAGAAACUUACAAAGAUGAUUGAACAGUAUCAAUUGGACUUUAAUGAUGAUGAUGUAAUGAAUACACUCGCUCAGAUUAGGCUCAAGUUCAAGUUAACAUCAGCUCAGCUUGGCUUACAGACAAGAGAGCAACAAGAGAUGUCCUUCUAG